UGCCAUCUUGUUGUUAGCAUUAACCUCCGCACUCUUUAUACUCCAUAACGGAGAUUAAUAAUCAUAUAUCCCGCGGCUACAUCUCAGUAAGGACAGCAUUUAAUCCACAGAAGGAAGCAGUUCAUGAACUGAGGCGAAAAAUGCCGCGAAUCUCCUAAAAGCGACGGAGACUAUUCAGAGAGUCCGCACACAGGCCGAAAUCAGUGUGUUUAGUUAUUAAAUGAUGUCUUCUGCACACACUGCUGUCAAGACUGAGUUUAUAAAAGAGGAGAGCGAAGAAGUGCGGAUUCCUGAGCCGUGUGGAGAUGAAGAAGAAGAAGCCUCAACCCUGAAGAAGGAAGAGCCGGAGGAACACACAGAACAAACCGAAGUGAAGGAGGAGCGAGAAGAACAGCAUGAGCAUGUUUACGACUACGAGCAGCCCCAGUACCUGAGCUGCUCGCUGAACGGUAAAAGCCUGACGCAAAAAAGAGCGGAGCGAGCAGGGUGCGGGUUUUUCUUCACCUGCCUGGAGUGCAAGAGGAGCUUCGAGUCUAAGGAGCACCUGAUGGAGCACUUCAGGAACCACACCGGAGAGAGCUGCACCCAAACACAAGUGUUCAUGCCUCAGUGCACCACCGAAAAAGGAGCGUGUCCGUUACCGUUCACCUGCCACCAGUGUCAGAAGAGCUUCACCUGUAAAGACCAUCUGCUGCACCACUACCGCAUACACACGGUGGAGAAGCCGUUCCCCUGUGACGAGUGCGGCAAGAGUUUCAUACACAAGCAGAGUCUAAAGAACCACCAGAAAGUUCACUCGGGAUUGAGGCCGUUUGUGUGCACGCUCUGCGGGAAGAGCUACAUCCAUAAAGACAAUCUCACAGACCACAUGCGGAUCCACACCGGAGAGAAACCGCACACCUGCAAACUCUGCGGGAAGAGCUUCACGCAUAAAGGAAGCCUCCUGCACCACAUGAAGAUCCACACCGGACUCAAACCCUUCACCUGCAGGCAGUGCGGACGCCACUUCACACACAAGGGAAACCUCAAAAUCCACAUCCGCAUUCACUCCGGGGAGCGGCCGUUCGUGUGCUCGCAGUGCGGCAAGACCUUCAUUUACCACGGGAAUCUGAUGGGCCACUUGAAGAAGCACUCUGGGGAGAAGAAACACCGCUGUGAGGAGUGCGGCAAGAGUUUCGUGGAGGCUCGACACCUGCAGAAGCACAUGAAAACACACGCCACGGUGCGGCCCUUUGUGUGUGCACACUGUGGGAAGGACUUUUUGUGGCCGCACAACUUCAAGGAGCACAUGAAGGUCCACACCGGAGAGAAGCCGCACGUGUGUUUGGACUGCGGGAAGCCCUUCACCAGGCAGAUCUACCUGAAGCGGCACCAGAGGAUCCACUUGGGGGAGAAGCCGUUUAAGUGCGAGCGCUGCGGGCUGUGUUUUACCACCAUGGAUUCACUGAGGGUGCACGAGCGAGUGCACACUGGUGAGAAACCUUACAAGUGUCCAUCCUGCCACAAGAGCUUCGGCAGAUUGAGUACGCUGCUGACGCACAAGAAAAAACACUGCCCCAUGCUGAGGAAGUGAACGCCAGUAGAGAAGUGCUUUAUAAGAUCCUGGUGUAGAGAGUGCUGCUCAAAACGUCUUAGAGGGGCAGUUCACACUGAAAGAACAUUCACUCACUGUUUUACUCUCCAGUCAAAUCUUUCAGACCUUUAUGAGUUUCUUUCUUCUGUUGAACACUAGGGAUGACAGCUGCAAGACUGACGUUUCGACACAGUGUCGAGAUCCCAAAGUGCAAGUUUUUGCAACACUGCACCAAAGCAUGAUCCGAAAUACCCAGGUAACGUGACUUAAGCGGUUUGAAAUAUCUAGGUUAUGUGACUGAAGCAAAUCGAAACAUUUAGGUCAUGUGACUAAAACAAUUCGAAACACCCAGGUCACCUCACUAAAGUGAUUUGAAAAAUUUAGGUAAUGCUACUAAAUCAAUUUAAAACACCCGAGUAACACGACUAAAGCAAUUCAAACCACUGUGGUCAUGUGACUAAAGCAAUUCGACACACCUGGGUCAUGCAACUAAAUCAAUUCAAAACACCUGAGUCACACGACUAAAGCAAUUCGACACACCUGUGUCAUGCGACUAAAGCAAUUCAAACCACUCUGGUCAUGUGACGAUUUGAAACACUCAGGUGACCUGACAAAAGCAAUUCAAAACAUCUAGGUCAAGUGACUAAAGCGAUUUGAAACACUAAGGUUACACGACUAAAUUGUUUAGAAACACUCGGGUCACGUGACUAAAGCAUUUUGAAACACUCAGAUUACACGGCUUAAGUGAUUUGAAACACUAUGGUCACGCAACUAAAUUGAUUUGAAACAUUUAGGUCAGGCUAAUAAAUCGAUUCAAAACACCUGAUCAUGCAACUAAAUUGAUUCGAAACACCUGGGUCAUGUGACUUAAGCAAUUUGAAACAUCUAGGUCAUGUGACUAAAUUGUUAAGAAACACUGGUCAUGCGACUAAAGCAAUUCCAAACUCUCAGGUAACGCAACUAAAUCGAUUAGAGACACUCUGGUCAUGCAACCAAAGUGAUUCAAAAUACUUUGGACAUGCGACUAAAUCGAUUCGAAACACUUGAUCACAUGACAAAAGCGGUUCGAAACACCCAGGUCACGCAACUAAAGUGGUUCGAAACACUCGGGUCACACAACUAAAGCGAUUUGAAACACCCAGGUUAUUUGACUAAAGCGAUUCUACACAUUUAGAUCAUGACUAAAGCAAUUCGAAAGACCUUUAUGAGAUUUUAUGCAUGCUUUUGACAACUGUUAAGCUUCAUUCGCGCAGUUAUGUCAUUUUAAGUGCAAAGAUGACAGUUUGUCUUUUUUUGAUGGCAGCAUGACAUUAGACAACAGAACUUGUCAUAAAUUUGUCAUAAACAAAAUGGCCAUGAGGCAUUAUUAUUGUGAGUUGACUAAUCACAUUAGUCAUUAAAAUGUCAAUAAUAGUUUUAAAGCAGAAUUAAUUUUGAUUUACUGUAAAAUGGAUCAGAAAUAUAUUCAUCACACAGUUAUAAUGACCUCAUUACAAUCAUGUUUAUGACAGAAUAAAUGAAUCAAACAAGUGAUAUUUUAUUCAUAAAUACAAAAAAGCACAUUUAAUUAUUUUUCAAAUAUUUUUUCCUCCUUGAUGCACUCAACCGACAUACACUGUCUAGGGAUUAGUGAGUGAGUGAGCAGUUUUGAACACAGCCAUUGAUCUCUAUAUUUACUGUCCUACUUUGGAAGUCAAUGGUUACAGGUUUUCAACAUUUUUCAAAACAUCUUCAUUUGUGUGCAACAGAAGAGAAUCUCAAGUUUGUGUGAAAGUGAAGCUAAAUAAAUGAGUUAAUUUAGAUCUUUUUAGUAAACUGUCCCUUCAUUUAUUUUUUAUUUUUUGUAAUUGUAUUUGUUGUAAGGUGAUGCAUGGAUAAAAUGGUAAAUACAUAAAACAUGUCAGACUCGCUGCCGUGGGACACAAACUCAGAUGUUGUCUACUGAAAGUCCAGCAUCUAAUGUGUUUUAAUGGGAAACGGUAAAACCAAAAUAAGCACCUUAGAAAAAGAGUUUAAAAGAAUCAACUGCUGUGACAUUUUAUAUAACAAAAUUAAUUAAAAAUGUUUGUUUCUGGAGUUCAAAAUGAACAAAUUAACCCCUUCAAGGUCCGAUUGGUCCAUGCUGUUGAUGUAAUAUGUGGGUGUGGCUCUGGGGCUCCGCCUCCUCUCUUUUUUCAUUCCUGCAGCAGUCAGUCAGAAUCCAGCAUCCUAUAAUAUACACAGUGAAGAGAUGCUGAAUGCUGUAGAAAUGUCAAAUUUCAGUCAGUUUAUGCUGUUGUUCAGCUCACAGAAUGCAACAUACACUGAUAUAAUCUAAUCAAUCCAGAGUAAACAGUCUGUCAGUCUUUAGAAACAACAUGAGAAAAGAGCUGUAAGAGUGUUGAUCUCAUGUAAUCACUGGCCUGAAAUGUCAUUGGUUCUCUAAUGUUUGAUUAAUGGCAUGGAUGAACGAGUCCUUUAGGCAACUCUUACUGAAUGGAUGAGAAUCUGUCUGUGUUCACAUGUGUUUAUUUUGCGUAUACUAGUGUGCUUGAAUCUCUGUCAAGCACACUCUGCAGAAAUGUCUUAAUUUAGUUGCUUUAUACCCCAGACUGAAGCUGUGUGGUGUAUAAUGUGUACAUGACAAAAUGAACAUAAUAAAAAUCCAAAUCUCCAA
Molecule: messenger RNA, 4229 nt
Organism: Danio rerio (zebrafish)
Lineage: Eukaryota; Metazoa; Chordata; Actinopteri; Cypriniformes; Danionidae
Product: zgc:174263
Biological process (GO): positive regulation of DNA-templated transcription
Cellular component (GO): chromosome; nucleus
Molecular function (GO): identical protein binding; sequence-specific DNA binding
Source: RefSeq, marked validated